This is a messenger RNA of Cladocopium goreaui, 3963 nucleotides long. NCBI's taxonomy places the organism in Eukaryota, Dinophyceae, Suessiales, Symbiodiniaceae. The record is from the annotation of a GenBank genome assembly.
AUGCCCAUGGAGACAUUGAGGUUAGCCAUGAAUAACGCUGUUAGAGGUGGUGUGGCGCUGACUGAGAUUGAAAAGGCCCAGUUGACAUUGCUGAUUAACGCCGUGAAGGCGAAGUUUGGCAUAGCAUUUACCGGUCUCACUGGAGGGGUGGCUGAUACAGCGAACUCGAGCAGGCCGGCGCACGGUGCUGCCAGCCCAUCUCAAAACAAGGUGAAGAUAAAACUGUCACAGGUGAUAGAUCAAGGUUCUGACGCUGAAGUAGAGCAGCUUCCUCACGGCACUUUGCAGCAACUGCGUCAGAAGUAUGUUCUUGUAGAAGGUGAUGUACCACUGGAAUCCGAAGAAGUGACAGACUCACAGCUUACUUGUUUAGACUGGAAGCUUUCAAUGGACCUCCCACCGUUUGUUGACAUGGGCGUCUGGGGCCCCUACGGUGACAGACUCGCACGACAGAUGAAAUUUGUCAACCAAACCUGGAGAGACGGAGCAUGGAAGAUAGUAGAAGUUCCAGGAGCUUCUAGUUAUGAUGCUUGGUUGGAAGCUUGGAGGAUCUUUCGCACCGCGGCCAUCAUGUUGGAGAUGGCCACUAGUGCAGUUCUCGAUAGGUAUGCUGCUGAAUUUAAACAGAGAAUCCAACAACACCCAGGUGUAUGGCAUCUUGCAGCACAAGCCGAUAUCAGGUGCAGAUCCGAAUUUUGGGGUCAGGAGAGACGACGACAAGAAGCCUUUAGGGCCUCGCAUCCCCAAAUGUCAGCUUACAAUCCCAAACAGCCAUGGAACUCAGUCAUCAAAGCCUCCGCCUGCAGCUCUGAGUUUUGGGAUAGAGAAUUCACCAAGCCAGCCAUGCUCUACCAGAUGAACGGUCCACGCAGCAUGCCAGCCUUCCCGUCUCCACCCACUGGACCGGGCUUUGGACCAGGGGCAGGCUCAACAUCAGCCAGAGAUGGUGUGCAAACAUCGAGGAAAAGGCCGUUCGACCCUCAGAGAAAGGAUGGCCGCUACUUCAAGUCCCGCAGCGGGGUGAACAUUUGCUUCGAUUGGGCUUGGAAUCCAGAUGGUUGUGACAAUGAGAAAUGCAAGCGUGAAAUGGCGCACUGCUGCGAGUUUUGCCGUGGGCCGCACAGGACGAUCGAUUGUCCUCAGGUGAGCCUGUCUUCAGAGAAGUUGGAACAUCUGAGAAAGAAGCUGGCUGCCAAACAGGCAGAAUUCGUUUUGAGCAAGUCACCUCAAGCACCCAAUGGCUGUCCUGAACAAUUGCUGGCCAGCAGGAAAUGCACUGGAGCUGACGAUGCCUUCAUGGAACUCCGUGCAGGCAAAGCUGAAUUGAUGUUAGCAGUGAAGCGAGCCGUUGGUGGAAGCGUGGAGGCAAUUUUAGAUUUGACACAAGCCACUGCUUUCAAGGAUCUCAAGAAGAAGAUCAAAUCACGAAAGGUGCGGUGGAUCCAUCUUGCGCCCCCAUACCGCACUUUCACCAAGGUGCGCCGCAAAGACAGGUACACAAAAUGCAGAAAACUGAGAAGCCGCAAACAACCUGGAGGGCUAGAGCCCAAAACGCGUUCAGUACGCGAAGCAAACUUGGUGGCGUCACGGGCAGCGCAGCUUGCACUGCUUCAAUGGAAGGCGGGCGGCGCGUUUUCUUUGGAAAGCCCGGCGGGAUCAUUGCUUUGGGAAUACAAGCCGGUGAAGCAGCUGGCAUCCUUGAAGCACGUUUUAUUGCUGUUUGGCGACCAAUGCUGUUUCAAUGGAGAACGUGUCCGGCCGACAGGCUGGCUGACGAACGCAUCGUUUCUGCAAACCCUGGAGAGAAAAUGCCCCGGGGCCCCACUGCACCAUCACUCACCAUUUGAGGCUCCUGCCGCUUCUGAAUACCCUCAAGGGCUUUGCGAACACCUAGCGGCUUGUUACAAGAAAUUUUUGGAGGACCACCCGCAGAGGGGUGAGCCAUGGCAACUGCAGUGGACACUGGACGGGGACACCAAUGCUUUGUUUUCGAAAAGGGUGAGGAUCGAACAACAGAACGAUGAAGCUAUAGGUGGCCUCAGAAACCCUGCGAAAGCGCUGAAGAGAUUGCCACAGUGGCCGCCGGUGGGGCGAGAAGUACGCUCCACUAUUGAGGCAACACUCCAGAGAUGCUCUGAUCUGUUUGAUUUGCGGCAGUAUGUUGGCAGCGAUGAGACACCGGACCUGGAAGCUGGGUUAACAUUGCUACAAGCUGCUCUACACCGCAAGUUUGGGUUCGGCUCUAAGGCGCCCGGCCUUUGGGGAGGAGCGUUGGAAAGAUUGGUGACGCUGACGUCAGACCCUGACACGGAAACCGCGACCUGGCCUAGGUUGGGCACACCACUUGGAAUUGUCGAACCAAUACGUCCAUCCAAUAUUUUCCCACUGUUGGCCGAUGAUGAUGUAGAGCAUGCCGCUCCCUAUGAAGACCUUGCCUUGGAAGGCGCCUGGGCAAAUUACAAGUCCUAUGAUGAAAAUAGGGAGGAGGCAGAAGCUUUGUUUGACAUUGAACUAGAAAAGGGCUUUGUGGAGUGGUCGCCAAAUCUGGCGAGCUUGGAAGCCAAAUACGGCCGUUUGAUCCCAUCGGCCAUUGGGGUCGUCGUGAAGCAGAAGCCUGGAGCAAAGAAGAAAGUCCGCCUAGUGCAUGAUCUCCGCCGCAGCUUGGUGAACGAGCAAAUCGCUUGCCCUGAGCGUUUGAUUUUACCACGACUGCGAGAUGUUGUUUCAGACAUCCUUGAUUUGCUGGAGUGCAAGGAACAGCAUGAACAUGUACUGUUGGUCACACUGGACUUUUCAGAUGCUUUCAAACAUUUACAAGUCAGGGAUUCAGAAAAGCGAUUUUUGGCGGGUCAGGCAAAGGGUGGCUUCUUUGUUUACAAGACUGUUUUAUUUGGAGUGAAAACUGGUCCCCUUGUAUGGGGAAGAAUGGCAGCCUUGCUAUCAAGGUCAACCCAGGCGCUCUUUUCUGACCGCUGCUACCGGCUACAAACUUUUGUUGACGACCCUAUCAUCGUGGUGAAAGGAACUGAAGAAGAAAUACACAAUAUGAUCAACACCACAUUAGCUUGGUGGUCAGUGGUAGGGCUGAGAAUUGCUUGGAGCAAGGGGGGCAUCGGACACAGUGCGGAGUGGAUUGGUGCCAACAUCACCAUCAACAAUGAAGGCGAUAAGGUGGUGGUGCAAGUCCCUGCAGACAAAAUCAACGACUGGAAAGUCUUGGUUGAUUCCCUUUUCACGAAGCCCCUGGUCUCACGGAAAAAAUUGCAACAGCUCGCUGGCAAACUAAACUGGGCAGCUGGUUUUGUCCUGCAAUUGAAGCCCUUUGUGAGAAUGCUGCACGCUGCCCUGGCAAAGGCGGACUCUUCAGCGGCACAAACAAAUUUUGUUUAUUUCCGACAAGUUGAACCUGCUCUGACGUGGAUCAGCAAUUUUUUCGCUGGAUUUAUGCAUGGACUUACUUGGGAAGUCAGGGCGCAUUGGCGACACACAUGCUCCCUCGACGUUCUGGUGGAUGCCUCCCCUUGGGGAGGAGGAGCAAUCAAAAUAGACACAGAUGGCACGCCAAUUUCCACAAUUUCCUUGAAAUGGACAAGGCGAGAUGAAGAGCUCACUGGAGCAAAAAUAGGAGAUGCAGGUUCGCAAGCCCUGUGGGAGGGUUACAUGAUGCUGAGAAGCCUCCAGUGUUGGAUGACUGCGGCAAUGCAAGGGUUUGUCAGGGUGCGAGGUGACGCACAAGGUGUUUUGGCAUCACUCAUCAAAAGAUCAGCCAACGCACCCCUGUUAAACAGAGUAGUGCGUGAGAUAGCUUUACACCUUGCUUUGAAUUUCACUUCUUUAGAGGCACUGCAUGUCUGGAGCGAAGAUAACGUAUGGGCUGACCAACUCUCAAGGGGAGAGUGCCCACCAGAGUUGCGGAGUGUCCCACAGGUGGUGGAUCCACCAAACCUUUGGCGUUUUGAGUGA